Messenger RNA from Phodopus roborovskii (desert hamster), 1763 nucleotides. It is a transcript of the gene Lgi2, whose product is annotated as leucine rich repeat LGI family member 2. NCBI's taxonomy places the organism in Eukaryota, Metazoa, Chordata, Mammalia, Rodentia, Cricetidae. The transcript is spliced from 8 exons. Gene Ontology annotation, biological process: inhibitory synapse assembly. The record is from RefSeq and is a predicted model, not a curated record. Bases 41 to 1669 code for a protein of 542 amino acids. Gene Ontology annotation, molecular function: protein binding.
GGCGGGGGUCCUGGCCCGGGCGGGGACCGGGGGACCCGGCAUGGCGCUGCGGAGGGGCGGCGGGGCGCUGGGGCUGCUGCUGCUCAGCGCCGCGUGCCUCAUCCCGCCGAGCGCGCAGGUAAGGCGGUUGGCGCGCUGCCCCGCCACUUGCAGCUGUACCAAGGAGUCCAUCAUCUGCGUGGGCUCCUCCUGGGUGCCCAGGAUCGUGCCUGGCGACAUCAGCUCCCUGAGCCUAGUCAAUGGAACCUUUUUGGAAAUCAAGGACCGAAUGUUUUCCCAUCUGCCUUCUCUGCAGCUGCUAUUGCUGAAUUCUAACUCAUUCACGGUGAUCCGCGAUGAUGCCUUUGCUGGCCUUUUCCAUCUCGAAUACCUGUUCAUUGAAGGGAACAAAAUAGAAACCAUUUCAAGAAAUGCCUUUCGAGGCCUCCGUGACCUGACUCACCUUUCUUUGGCCAACAACCACAUUAAAGCACUUCCGAGGGACGUCUUCAGUGAUCUUGAUUCUCUGAUUGAACUAGACCUGCGGGGUAAUAAAUUUGAAUGUGACUGCAAGGCCAAAUGGUUGUAUCUGUGGCUGAAGAUGACAAAUUCCACUGUGUCUGAUGUGCUGUGCAUCGGGCCACCAGAAUACCAGGAGAAGAAGCUCAAUGACGUGAACAGCUUUGACUAUGAGUGUACCACCACAGAUUUCAUUGUUCAUCAGACACUGCCCUACCAGUCGGUGUCGGUAGACACGUUCAACUCCAAGAAUGACGUGUACGUGGCCAUCGCUCAGCCCAGCAUGGAGAACUGCAUGGUGUUGGAGUGGGAUCACAUAGAAAUGAACUUCCGGAGUUAUGACAACAUCACAGGCCAGUCCAUUGUGGGCUGCAAGGCCAUCCUCAUUGACGACCAGGUGUUUGUGGUGGUGGCCCAGCUCUUCGGCGGCUCUCACAUUUACAGAUACGACGAGAGCUGGACCAAGUUUGUCAAAUUCCAAGACAUAGAAGUGUCUCGAAUUUCCAAGCCCAAUGACAUCGAGCUGUUUGAGAUCGACGACGAGACCUUCUUCAUCAUUGCUGACAGCUCGAAAGCAGGCCUGUCCACGGUUUACAAGUGGAACAGCAAAGGAUUCUAUUCCUACCAGUCUCUGCAUGAGUGGUUCAGGGACACGGACGCGGAGUUUGUUGACAUCGAUGGGAAGUCACACCUCAUCCUGUCCAGCCGCUCCCAGGUCCCCAUCAUCCUGCAGUGGAACAAAAGCUCGAAGAAGUUUGUCCCCCACGGAGACAUCCCCAACAUGGAGGAUGUGCUGGCUGUGAAGAGCUUCCGAAUGCAGAACACCCUCUACCUUUCGCUCACCCGCUUCAUCGGGGACUCUCGGGUUAUGCGGUGGAACAGCAAGCAGUUCGUGGAAGUCCAGGCUCUUCCAUCCCGGGGGGCCAUGGCCUUACAACCCUUCUCCUUCAAAGAUAACCACUACCUGGCCCUGGGGAGUGACUACACUUUCUCACAGAUAUACCAGUGGGAUAAGGAGAAACAGCAGUUUAAAAAGUUUAAAGAAAUCUAUGUGCAAGCUCCCCGCUCUUUCACAGCCGUCUCCACCGACAGGAGAGAUUUCUUUUUUGCAUCCAGUUUCAAAGGGAAGACGAAGAUCUUUGAACAUAUCGUUGUUGAUUUAAGUUUGUGAAAGGUGCGAUUGGGGGGAUUUCAAAGAUAUGUAGUGUUAGCUCUCACAAGACGGAGAGGAAGGACCAAGAAGAAAUAAAAUUAAAAAAGAAAAA